UUCGCCCCCCGAAAAUCCGCAAACCAACUUUGUCCCUACAAAGGAUAAUUUUAACCUCGAAAAGAGGGAGGCGUGCGACCAUUUCGAAUUUUUCCUCCCUCUUGCAUCUCCUAAAACUUUACGAUACGACGGUACCAUCCUUGGCCUCCCAGCCAAAACUCAACGACCUCCCCGCGGACAUCCACCACCAAGACGGGGACCUCACACGCCUCCUGGAAAGGGGAUUGAUCCAACAUGGCUCAAAGGUUUAACGGUUCAUCGGUGCACCAGCGCGACUCCCGCAACGCUCUGUUCGAGGGCUACAGCGGCAACAACUCUCGCCGCGCAAGUCCGGCCACAAACGGCGGCUACGGCUACAACUCCAACCCGUACGGCGCCCCUGGCGGUUACCCGGGUCAGAAUCAAAACGGCUCAGGUGCUGGAUACAGAACGGCGACGCCCAACAGCAGAGGCCAGUAUAGCGAUGCGACGCUUAAUGAGCUAGAGAGCCAGAAUGACUCGCAAGUCGCGGGUAUCCUGGGCAAAGUCAGGACGCUAAAGGAUAUGACGGUGGCGAUUGGUGAUGAAAUCCGCGACUCGUCCGCUCUGGCGGACAAGAUGAACGACACAUUCGACCAGACGAGACUACGCUUACGAGGAACAAUGAACCGUAUGUUACUUAUGGCACAGCGCACAGGCGUCGGAUGGAAAGUCUGGCUGAUGUUCUUUGCGGCCGUCAUUUUCAUCUUUAUGUACGUGUGGCUGUUUUGA
This is a messenger RNA of [Torrubiella] hemipterigena, 750 nucleotides long. The record is from the annotation of a GenBank genome assembly. NCBI's taxonomy places the organism in Eukaryota, Fungi, Ascomycota, Sordariomycetes, Hypocreales, Clavicipitaceae.